GUGGCUUUGUGCUGCCGUUGUAGCGUCACGCUGUCGGUGGAGAAGGGCUUUUCGAGGCGGAUCAGCUCCCACGAGCGCCCAAAGCGACCUUUAACGGCCUAUUUCCGUUUUCUGAAGGAGAAUCAUUCGGUCUUCCGGCAAAAAAACCCAGAAAUGACUAAUAUGGAGCUGGUUAAAAAAAUGGCAGGUGCUUGGAAGGAAUUACCAGUAUCGGAGAAACAAGCUUACGAGGAAGCCAGGAAGACAGACUGGCAAAGAUACGAAGAGCAGUUGGCCGCAUACAAAGCGCAGCUUAGUCCAGCUGAGGCUGCAGCUUUGAAAGAAGAAAGGAGACGACGACUGGCAAAAAGAAGGUUGUUCAGGGAAAAAAGAGAAUUGACUGUGCUUGGAAAACCUAAAAGACCUCGUAGUGGAUUUAACAUUUUUGUGUCAGAAAACUUUCAAGAAAGUGAGGGAAUUUCACCUACGGCAAAGCUGAAGCGUUUAUUUGAAGAUUGGCGAAAGCUAUCCAGUUCUCAAAAGCAGCCAUACUUGCAGCUUGCUGAAGACGAUAAGGUUCGGUACGAAAAUGAAAUGAAGUCUUGGGAAGCAAAAAUGGUUGAACUUGGACGCGAAGACCUGAUACGUUCCCGAAAGCAAAGGCCAAAAGAGAAAACUACUGAAACUGUAAAGAAAACUGCAGAAACUGUAAAGAAAGCUGAAACUGCCAAAGCUUCGUCACGAGAAACCAAGACAAAAUUGAAGUCAAAAAAAUCUGAAGAAUGAAACUGUUAAGUAUUUUGUAUUUAACCUCCUUUGAUUGUCGUGUCUUUAUCCUGCUGUGUUAAUGCUACAGUCAGCAUUAGCACUUAAGUUUGGAAAACAUAUAAAGGGCUCAUCACAUAAGUAGGAGAAGCGAUCAGGUAAGAGAGAUGGUAAUAUCUCUUGAAACUGACUGACGUAAUCACUGCAGGUGGAACCUGAACUGUAUAAUCGGUAAAUCAGGCUGUGAAUAGUGACGCUGACUGACAUCAGCAAAGCCCUCCAAUAGUGGUAGGUAAUCACUAGCUUUUAUAAGACGUUUUUUAUGAAAGCAAGUACUACCAUCUACGUUCUGUAAAUAAGAGCUGAGAUCUAAGUUAAUGCUGCUCUUUUUUAUUCCCUCCAUGAUACUGGUCGUGCAAAGUAGCUGAAGAGGAUGUACUACACUGCAAUGAAAGGUGCAGCAAAUGUAAAAUACUAACUUUUGUUUAUGUUUGUGCAUCUGUCUUUUUGUAUGUAUCGAACAUCUGUGUAUACCAUUUAAGUUGCAUUUAAUUAAAGGCCAUAUGAGUUUUGUAUAAAAGACUCUUUAUUGGACUUUUAUUCCAUGGUUUUGCUUGAAUAUAUACCAACGUUGCUUUCCUCUUGUCCUUUUUGGGGACAGCCUGCAAGAAAAACAAUGUAUCAGCGUUAUUUUUGUGAUGUAAUAAAAAGAG
Molecule: messenger RNA, 1457 nt
Organism: Struthio camelus australis
Lineage: Eukaryota; Metazoa; Chordata; Aves; Struthioniformes; Struthionidae
Source: RefSeq, a predicted model, not a curated record